Molecule: messenger RNA, 4062 nt
Organism: Paramormyrops kingsleyae
Lineage: Eukaryota; Metazoa; Chordata; Actinopteri; Osteoglossiformes; Mormyridae
Gene: raph1a
Product: Ras association (RalGDS/AF-6) and pleckstrin homology domains 1a
Biological process (GO): signal transduction
Cellular component (GO): cytosol; plasma membrane
Source: RefSeq, a predicted model, not a curated record
GGAAAAAGGCUGAAAUCCCUGCCCGUGGUAACAGUGCUGGGAUCGAGAAGCAGAGUCUCAGCGCGCGGCGUGCGGAGUCACAAAGGCUCGCCGCCGCAACGACUGUGCGCUUAUGUGAUCGCCGGUACAACUGGACUUUCUUCAGCAUUAAUUUUUCCUGUUAAAGCUUUUUGAAAUCAGAUAUCAGGAAAGGAAAAAACGUCCCCAAUAAAUAAAGCCUCAGUGAUUUUCUUACAGGACUGCAUAUAUCUGAGCUGAACACGUGGUGUUUAAAUUCUGAACAAAGAGGAGAACUACACAGCAUAAGAUGGAUCAGCUUUCCGACGAGGAGCUGGAUCAUGCCGCAGAAGAGGACAGUGACAAGGAGGACCAGGACCUGGACAAGAUGUUCGGAGCCUGGCUGGGGGAGCUGGACAAACUGACCAAGAGUCUGGAUGAUGGGAAACCAGAGAAAGUGCAGAAGGCCCCACUCAGACAGGAGACCAACUUGGCCAACUUCUCCUACCGCUUCUCCAUGUACAACAUCAACGAGGCUCUGAACCAGGGAGACCCAGUGGACCUGGACGCCCUCAUGGCAGAUCUGUGCUCCAUCGAGCAGGAGCUCAGCAGCAUCGGCAGGCCCAACAGUGGCGCCAAGCUGAGGCAGAAGCUUCCGGCAGGCCGUGGCCCUGGGGUCCGUCACGGCAGCGGGGGUGGCAGCAGCGCAGGCAGCAGCAGCAGCAGUAGCGCUCGUGCCUCCCCAGCCUCCACGGUGCGGGGGGGCGGCUCUCACAGCCGGCCACUGGCCUCUAACUUCUCCCUGGAUGACAUCACGGCCCAGCUGGAGCAGGCCUCGCUCAGCAUGGACGAGGCGGCCCGGCAGACCUCGGCCUCUCCCUCCUCGGCCUCCCCCUCUUCCUCCUCCUCCUCCUCCACAGCUACCCUGCUCCGGGCCGCAUCCUCUUCACACCAGCACCGCAGGACCGGCUCUGCUGGCGCCAUCAGCAAUCAUGAGGUCCGCUCCCUGGGGCAGUCGCCCCGCUCCAGCAUCAACUCUGCCUCUGCCGGCAGCAUGGACUCGCUGGACAUGGACAAGCCUCUGCGUCCCCCUGAGCCUGAGGCCCCCCCGCGGCCUGACGGCCCCCAGGGGCCCGCCACGCAGCCCAUGGCCCCCCAGGACCUGAGCCCGGGGCAGUCCAGCUCAGAGCACUCCUAUCUGGACAGGGAAACCUCCCUCAUUCUGAAAAACAUUGCAGGAAAGCCCUCUCACUUGCUGACACAGGAGGAGCAGGCUGCCAAGCUGAAGGCAGAGAAGAUACGGGUGGCUUUGGAGAAGAUCAAGGAGGCACAAGUGAAAAAGCUGGUGAUCCGAGUGCACAUGUCGGACGAAAGCUCCAAGACCAUGAUGGUGGACGAGCGUCAGUCUGUUCGACAGGUGCUGGACAGCCUGCUCGACAAGUCCCACUGUGGCUACAGCCCAGACUGGUCAUUGGUAGAGACCAUCAAUGAACUCCAAAUGGAGCGUAUCUUUGAGGACCAUGAGAACCUGGUAGAAAACCUGCUGAACUGGACCCGGGACAGCCACAACAAGCUGAUGUUCAUAGAGCGGAUUGAGAAGUACGCUCUUUUCAAGAACCCACAGAACUACUUGUUGGGCAGGAAGGAGACGUCAGAGAUGGCAGAUCGGAACAAAGAGGCUCUGCUGGAGGAGUGUUUCUGUGGCAGCUCUGUGUCCGUGCCGGAGAUUGAGGGGGUGCUCUGGCUGAAGGAGGAUGGCAAGAAGUCGUGGAAGAAACGCUAUUUCCUGCUCCGUGCCUCUGGAAUGUACUAUGUGCCAAAGGGCAAAGCCAAGGCCUCCCGGGACCUAGUGUGCUUCCUGCAGCUGGACCAUGUGAACGUGUACUAUGGCCAGGACUACCGCAGCAAGUACAAGGCCCCUACGGACUACUGCUUCACCCUCAAGCAUCCUCAGAUCCAGAAGAAGUCUCAGUACAUCAAGUAUCUUUGCUGUGAUGAUGUCAGGACUCUCCACCAGUGGAUCAAUGGGAUCCGCAUUGCCAAGUACGGGAAGCAGCUGUAUCUGAACUACCAGGAGGCCAUGAAGCGAACAGAAGCCGCCUACGAUUGGUCCUCCUUGUCCAGCUCCAGCAUCAAAUCUGGCUCCAGCUCCUCCAGCCUGCCAGAGUCCCACUCCAACCAUUCCAGCCAAUCAGACAGCGGCGUGUCGGACGCCGCCUGCGUAAGCCACGCCCGCUCCCAGAGUGUGGUCAGCUCCAUUUUCUCUGAGGCCUGGAAAAGGGGCACACAGCUACAGGAGAGCAGCAAGGGGUCGAAGGUCAAGUCUCGCAAAGCCAUGCCCUUGUGCACUAGUGGAGAUUGAGGUUAGGGGUUUGCCAGUCCUUUAACUGUGACCCUGGAGUCUGUAAUCCGCAGCAGGGAGAUUUCGAUGAGCCCGCCAGCUUGUCCCGUCCAGCCUGGCUGGCUCCUGAAGCGGAAUGCUCGCUCACUCUGCUGAUAUAUUGAUUUUUAUCUUGUUUUUUUUCCGUCUGUUUCAUUAACAUAGUCCAUUCACAGAGCACUUUUAAUUUAAUCCCCCUUCCCUGUUUGAUGGGUCCUCCCCCUUAUUGGAUUAACCCAGCUUGUCAGUCUGUUUUAUCCUCCCCGAGUGGGAAGUGUGAUUUACUGAAGUGUGCAGGUAGUGUCGAUGUGGUGCACAUGUUUGCGUGCGUCACGUGUUGUGAUGGCGCUCGGCUCUGGCCUGGCAGUGAUUUAAUUCCGCUACAGUCUUCCCUGCCCCAGCCUGUCUGCUGACAGACCCGGAUGUUCAUCCUGUUUCCAGGCUGAUGUCAGCUUUUCUGUCAGUGGUCAAUCUGCCACCUUCAUAAAUCAGUCAGUGGAUCCCAGAUCCAGGCUUCCAAGUCAGUCAGCUCCCAGUGUGCCUCCACCAUGGUGCCAGUCGAACUGCCAGAGCUGAUCGUCCCUCUUUCAUUGUGGGGGGAAAACAUGCAGCCUUGUGGAACACAGAUGCUGAUAAGCCAUCAGUUAGACCAGUUUUUUAUGUGUAACAGAGCAAGGAUGGGAACUGUGCACAUGUGUGAGAGCUGCAAAACACUGAGCCUCCCAGUGAGAUGUUUACCUUAGCAGUCUGCCUUGUUUCGUUAAAAGUCAGAUUCUCUUCAGACGUGUUUCUCAUCAGUUGUUUCUUGGUGUGAGGGUUGUGAAGGUAUUGUCCUGGCUUUGUGUUGCUUAAUGCACCAUCUCUGAGCUUUGGUUGAAUGGCUUGUGAGAGUUUUACUUCACACAAAAAUGUUCGGAUGGCAGAAUGAAAAAUGAUUGGUUCAAAGAUGACCAAUCAGAUUGUAGAGGAGCAGGGUCCAAGCAACCAGAGGAGGCGGGACCAAGACAUCUGAUUGGUCUUGUUGCUUGGACCCACCUCCUCUUCAAUCUGAUUGGUUCAGAGAGAUAACCAAUCAUUUUUCAUUCUGCCCUCAGAACAUUUUUGUGUAAGUAAAACUCCCAUGAGCGCUUGAAUGAAAAUCCACUGUUGCUGGUUCCUUCAGGGUGUUUUUCAGUUUCUAGCAAGAGUGUGUGUUGGUACCUUAUGUGCAGAAGAACUGAGACUUGCUUACCCGUGCUGACUUUAAAGAGAGGAGGAGAGACCAUUUGCUGCAGUUAUAUCUCUCUUCCUCACGGUUUAAAUCCUGAACAUUAUCAUUAAUAUUUUGUCUCUUGCAUCCAUGUGAUUUUCAUACUUGCAUUUUGCUGGUUUAUUUUCUGUUGUGCUACGCUGCCACAUUCUGUAAGUGAGUUUUAAGCAGAAUAACCAGUAUUGUGUUGUCACGUGUGGUGCAUUGUGAUGCAUUAUGGAAACUGCUCUUCUUGGAAAUGUCUAUCAUUUUGUGGCUCCAUUGUCCUUUUACAUUUUAACUUCUGAUUGCAGGUGAAGGCGGAGUCUGUCAAAGGUCCCUGCCUCCCCCAUCCUGCCCCUCAAGCACGAAGCAGUCUGCCCAACGUCCCAGCGCACCCCUCACCUCCACCCCCUUCCCUGGCCCACCCUGUCCCUGUUCCACCUCAAGCACGGAG